This is a messenger RNA of Passer domesticus (house sparrow), 321 nucleotides long. RefSeq names its product feather keratin Cos1-1/Cos1-3/Cos2-1-like. Lineage: Eukaryota; Metazoa; Chordata; Aves; Passeriformes; Passeridae. The transcript has a single exon. The coding region runs from base 1 to 321 and encodes 106 amino acids. Gene Ontology annotation, cellular component: intermediate filament. Gene Ontology annotation, molecular function: structural constituent of cytoskeleton. The record is from RefSeq and is a predicted model, not a curated record.
AUGUCCAGCUGCCAGCCCUGCCACCCUUGCUACCAGCCCUGCAACCCCUGCAGCCAGCCCUGCGGCCCCACCCCGCUGGCCAACAGCUGCAAUGAGCCCUGUGUCAGGCAGUGCCAGAGCUCCACCAUCAUCAUCGAGCCCUCCCCUGUGGUGGUGACCCUGCCUGGGCCCAUCCUCAGCUCCUUCCCACAGAACACCGUGGUGGGAUCCUCCACCUCUGCUGCUGUUGGCAGCAUCCUCAGCUGUGAUGGAGUGCCCAUCAACUCUGGGGGCUUUGAUCUCUCCUGCAUCACCAGGCACCACCACAACAGGGUCUGCUAA